Molecule: messenger RNA, 2940 nt
Organism: Notolabrus celidotus (New Zealand spotty)
Lineage: Eukaryota; Metazoa; Chordata; Actinopteri; Labriformes; Labridae
Exons: 1
Coding region: 101-2866 (921 amino acids)
Biological process (GO): smoothened signaling pathway; peptidyl-serine phosphorylation; peptidyl-threonine phosphorylation
Cellular component (GO): PML body; cytoplasm; nucleus
Molecular function (GO): transcription coactivator activity; protein tyrosine kinase activity; transcription corepressor activity
Source: RefSeq, a predicted model, not a curated record
GCUCGCGUUGCAGAGAAGAGAGAGAGAGAGAUUUGUGGUACACACCUGUCGGUCGUGAAUUAAAACAAUUUGGAACCUUUGAAAACUGUUCACACCUGACAUGGCUGAAAUGGAAUCUACAGUUGAGGUAGGUGAAAUCCUACACAGUAACACGUCUACCUACACCGUCCAGAAGUUUAUCGGUGAAGGCGGCUUUGGAAAAGUGGCCAAGUGCCUGAAUGUCAACACUCAAGACCAAGUGGCUAUCAAAAUACUCAAGAAGGACUCUACUGCAGCCGAGGACGCAGAGAGAGAGAUCGCCAUGUUAGAUCUUAUAUCUGUACGAGAUCCAGACCACAUUAACGUGGUGAAGUUCUUGGAAAAGUUUCAACAUUCGGGACAGACCUGUCUGGUGUUUGAGAUGCUUGAGGAAAAUCUGUAUGAAAUGAUCUGCAAACAGGGGAAUAUGCCUGUGACUGCGAUCCGGCCAGUAGCUCAGCAGCUGUUGGUCGCCCUGGAUGCCCUGAAGGGUCUAGGUAUCCUGCACACCGACAUCAAACCAGACAAUGUCAUGCUGGUCAGCCAAGACCAGCCCAUCAGAGUGAAGCUGAUUGACUUCGGUUUAGCCACUCCUGUCUCCAGCGUAGAGCUUGGUGAAUUAUGUCAGCCAAUUGGAUGCAGAGCUCCAGAAGUUUCCCUCGGCCUGCUCUACAAUGAGGCUAUCGAUAUGUGGGGUCUGGGCUGUGUUCUGGGCUUACUCUACCUGGCUGCCAACCCUUUCCCCAACACUGACUAUCAGGUGAUGAAGAUUUUGAUUGAACUUUUUGGCCAGCCGGAGGACCACCUGCUCAACGCUGGAGUAUACACUCGCAAAUUUUUCACAAAGAAGGAUGAAGGAACUGACGGUCCAACAUGGAGGCUACUGACGUCUGAGGAGUACAGAACGCUGACUGGCAAACAACUUCAGGAGGAUGAGGACAUAAUGAAGCUGCCCAGCUCUCUGGACGGUCUGGCUCAUAUCUUCCCAGUGGACGAACCUGCAGAGCUUAAGGACAGGUUAGCGUUUAUAGACCUUUUGAAAAGUAUGAUGCAUCUUGACGGAGCUUUGAGGAUCUCGCCCAGUCAAGCUCUGCAGCACCCCUUCAUCACCAUGUCCCACCUGUCCGAGCACCCUGACAGCUCAGACUAUUUAACAACUGCCAGAGAGAUGAUGGGAACACCCCAAAAUCCUGACCAGGAGUCAGCUGCUGGAGCUGAGGAAGAUAUCAGAGACCCCUGCACAUGUGAUGGAGAUAUAGAAAUGGAAUCUACAGUUGAGGUAGGUGAGAUCCUACACAGUAACACGUCUACCUACACCGUCCAGAAGUUUCUCGGUGAAGGCGGCUUUGGAAAAGUGGCCAAGUGCCUGAAUGUCAACACUCAAGACCAAGUGGCUAUCAAAAUACUCAAGAAGGACUCUACUGCAGCCGAGGACGCAGAGAGAGAGAUCGCCAUGUUAGAUCUUAUAUCUGUACGAGAUCCAGACCACAUUAACGUGGUGAAGUUCUUGGAAAAGUUUCAACAUUCGGGACAGACCUGUCUGGUGUUUGAGAUGCUUGAGGAAAAUCUGUAUGAAAUGAUCUGCAAACGGGGGAAUAUGCCUGUGACCGCGAUCCGGCCAGUAGCUCAGCAGCUGUUGGUCGCCCUGGAUGCCCUGAAGGGUCUAGGUAUCCUGCACACCGACAUCAAACCAGACAAUGUCAUGCUAGUCAGCCAAGACCAGCCCAUCAGAGUGAAGCUGAUUGACUUCGGUUUAGCCACUCCUGUCUCCAGCGUAGAGCUUGGUGAAUUAUGUCAGCCAAUUGGAUGCAGAGCUCCAGAAGUUUCCCUCGGCCUGCUCUACAAUGAGGCUAUCGAUAUGUGGGGUCUGGGCUGUGUUCUGGGCUUUCUCUACCUGGCUGCCAACCCUUUCCCCAACACUGACUAUCAGGUGAUGAAGAUUUUGAUUGAACUUUUUGGCCAGCCGGAGGACCACCUGCUCAACGCUGGAGUAUACACUCGCAACUUUUUCACAAAGAAGGAUGAAGGAACUGACGGUCCAACAUGGAGGCUACUGACGUCUGAGGAGUACGAAACACUGACUGGGAAAAAACUUCGGGAGAAUGAGAACAUAAUGAAGCUGCCCAGCUCUCUGGACGGUCUGGCUCAUAUCUUCCCAGUGGACGAACCUGCAGACCUUGAGGACAGGUUAGCGUUUAUAGACCUUUUGAAAAGUAUGAUGCAUCUUGACGGAGCUUUGAGGAUCUCGCCCAGUCAAGCUCUGCAGCACCCCUUCAUCACCAUGUCCCACCUGUCCGAGCACCCAGACAGCUCAGACUAUUUAACAACUGCCAGAGAGAUGAUGGGAACACCCCAAAAUCCUGACCAGGAGUCAGCUGCUGGAGCUGAGGAAGAUGUCAGAGACCCCUGCACAUUUGAUGGAAAUAUAGAAAUGGAAUCUACAGUUCAGGUAAGAGAACAAGGGAAGUCCUACAAUAAUGUCCCAGAGACUCAGUCCUGUGAUGGAGCUCAAGCGGAGGACUCCCCUAGAGAAAUGGAAUCUACAGUUCAGGUAGGUGAAAAAGAGGACUCCUACAAUAAUGUCCCAGAGACUCAGUCCUGUGACGGAGCUCAAGCCCAGUCCUACGACAACAUAUCCAUGUCUGGAUCAUCUGAAGGAGAACUACCAUCCUGGAUGUUCAAUAAAGAAGAAGACGACCCAUUCCCUGUUGGAGCUGAACAAACAGAAUCUGCCCCUCCUCCCUCGACCUCCCCCAGCCACUUCAACAGAGCAAUGAAGAGGAUCCGCAGGUUCUUUAAAAGAGUCAAGACGACCUUCUGUUGUUGCUGUCCAGUGGAGGAUGACUAAAUGUGUGCCAUUUUCCCAACGUUAUUCUAACAAAAAAAUAAAGCAAAUAAUAAAUAAUAAAAAUAAGGACUUCA